Molecule: messenger RNA, 1419 nt
Organism: Mesorhabditis belari
Lineage: Eukaryota; Metazoa; Nematoda; Chromadorea; Rhabditida; Rhabditidae
Source: the annotation of a GenBank genome assembly
AUGCGAUUACUAGUGAUUUCUCUAUUUCCAAAUUUCAUCUUCGAAUUAGCGUCAAUUGUCAUCAAUCAAGACUAUGAUUUGGUCGAUUCGAGCAGCGAUGAGGAUUCGCUUCAUCCCACUCAAACGAUUUACCGACAAGCACUCGAUCGAUACAAAAUCCAAAACGAACAGCCGAAAACGCAGCCGAAACCGCAGCGCAAACCGCCGAACUGCACGCGGGAUACGGUGAUUAUGCACAAAUUGAUCAACGAGACCGGCUAUAACAAAUUGCGGAUACCAACCGAUGAGGGUGUCCGUGUGGUGGUCGAGUUUUGGAUUCAAUCAAUCGAGUCGAUCAACGAGAUCACCAAUGAUUUUGAGAUGGACAUUUACAUCAACGAAAUGUGGAUGGAUCCGGCUUUGACCUUCGAGCAUUUAAACCCGUGCAAGCAGAAUUUCUCGCUGAGUUUUCAGAUAUUCGAUCAAAUUUGGACACCAAAUAGCUGCUUUAUCAACUCGAAAAUCGCCGAGAUUCACAAUUCGCCAUUUCGAAACGUUUUUCUCAUGUUGUACCCGAAUGGGACGGUUUGGGUGAAUUAUCGAACCCGUGUGAAAGGUCCUUGCUCUUUGGAUUUGACAAUGUUCCCGUUGGAUCGACAAAGAUGCAGUUUGAUCUAUGAAAGCUUCAACUACAACAAUCAAGAAGUGCAAAUGCGCUGGAGCACUGAUCAGGCUGGAGCUGUGAAAAAACUCGUGGACAUCGUUUUGCCCGACUUUGACUUGAUUGACAUUCGAACGGAUCAUGUGGUCGAGCCCUACCCAGCCGGAAUGUGGGACGAAUUGCACGUGCAUUUGACAUUUGAACGCAGAUAUAUUUGGUAUUUCAUGCAAGCCUACUUGCCGACCUAUUUGACGAUUUUCAUCAGUUGGGUGAGUUUCGCGCUUGGGCCGAGAGCCAUCCCAGCAAGGACGAUGCUAGGUGUCAACGCUCUCUUGGCAAUGAUUUUUCAAUUCGGGAAUAUUAUGCGAAAUCUUCCGAGAGUCUCCUAUAUAAAAGCAAUUGAUGUUUGGAUGCUCGCCUCGAUGACAUUUAUUUUCGCAUCACUUCUAGAGUUGGCCAUCGUUGGGUACAUGGUAAAAGACGAAAUGCCGGGUUCGAGGAAGCGAAAAAGCUUGUGUGUGCCAAAGAUCUCUCGGAGUUACCAAAUGGACACUUUCGAUUCGACGAGCGCGAAUUUGAUAAGAAUCGACAAGCGUUUCAUGCUGCCAUUGGAUCGAGCCAGAUCUGCAUGGCGGAUCUACAUCCCGGACUUUGGCAUGUGGCCACCCGAGAGAGUCGACAAAAUCUCGAGCAUUCUAUUCCCGACCACGUUCGCCGUUUUCAAUAUCGUCUACUGGACCUACUACUCGCAACGAAAGAUCACCGUUCAAGGCGAUGGA